Molecule: messenger RNA, 1988 nt
Organism: Chiroxiphia lanceolata (lance-tailed manakin)
Lineage: Eukaryota; Metazoa; Chordata; Aves; Passeriformes; Pipridae
Gene: MAP9
Product: microtubule associated protein 9
Exons: 11
Coding region: 149-1822 (557 amino acids)
Biological process (GO): mitotic spindle assembly; regulation of mitotic cytokinesis; mitotic cytokinesis
Cellular component (GO): astral microtubule
Molecular function (GO): microtubule binding
Source: RefSeq, a predicted model, not a curated record
ACCGAUUAAUGAAGGGACUCGCCGGCGCGGCCGUUGCCGGGCGACGGGCGGGACCGCGGCGGGGCCGGGCCCGGGGCUCUCGCCGGGGCUCUCGGAGGGCAGGACGGCGGCCUCGGGCACUGCGAGGCGGCAGCGAGACGCCGCCGCCAUGUCGGGGGCAGGCGCGGCCGACCGGGUGGUGCAGAAUGAGCUACAGGAAGCAAUUUCUGCUCAUGCAUCAAGUGAGCAAACAGAUGAAUACUCGGACGACUUUGAGAGUGAUGAAGAUGGCAUGUUAAAUGGUAUUGAUGAAGAACUUACUGAAGGUAAUUCAGGUGCUGCAAGCACUGGUAAAUCCGUUGUUGUUGGGAGUCCUCUCUUGAAUGAUGAUGCUUCACAAAAACUAGCAGAUUUGGAAAAUGAAGCUGCUGAUGACUUGACUUUAUCCUUUCAUGAAAAGAAACAUAAGAAAAUAAUGGUUUUAGAAGGUGAUAAUGUACCAGAUGACAGAAAAGAUGGUGAAGAAUGUUUGGAAGGUCCAAAUGAGGGUAAUGACAGAAAAAAUAAUGAAGUGCUUUCAGCUGCUGAAGAAGUACCCUGUGAUAAUAGUGAAAGUGAUGACUUGCCUAUUCAUGAACUACAUAAAAAAAGAAGUCAAGAGGAAAAGCAACCAACAGCAAAGCCACGGCUGCACAAACAAAGAAAUGCUUCAGCAUCAGAUCAAGAUCAGAAGACUGUCAACACCAGUGACUUGAAACUGGAGGACAAUGAUAGAAAAUCUCCUUCUGUGAUAGAAGAAAUGAUGACCACAGUGUAUGAGAAGACAAGGGAAUUGGAGAACCCAACAGCUGACAGUUCAGAUGGAACAGUGAAAAUAGCAGAAGGGCAAAUAAUAAUUGAUACAAUGCAGGAGAUAUCAAUGAAUGAUCAAUCUGAACAUAGGGAGGCAAAGAAUGCAUCAAAGAGCUCUGUCAAGAAGCCAAGUGAAACAAAGGAGAGAGUUCUACAAAACUCAAAGGCUUCUUUAUCUGACAGGUCUCCAUCUUCUGUGCACCUAAAGACAAAGGUGAAGGCUGUUCCAUCAGCUACACCUGUUUUAUCUCAAUGUCUGGGAACAUUAAACCUGUUGGAGAAUAAAUGCAUGGAGAAGAAAACAACAGAAUUUGACAAAGCAGAUAGUUUAAGAGCAGCUGUUUUUCAGAAUUGGUUGGAAAAGAAAAAGCUCUUUCUAAUGGAAUUAAAGAGAACAGAAAAGGAGAAAGCCGAAAAUCUCAGAAACGAAACUGAAAAGAAAGAAGCACUUAGAAGAGAGGAAUCGAUUGCAUGUUUUGAAGCCUGGAAAGAAAAGAAAGCAAGAGAAGCAAAAAAGUUAAGUGAAAAAAAGAAGCUUGAGGAAAAAACCCCAGCAGAACAGAAUAAAGAGAAAACAGAAGCAGCACAGGCAUUCAAAAGAUGGAAAGAAAAAAAAGUGGAAUAUUUAAGAGAGCAAAGCAGAAAGGAAAAAGAAUCUGAAAGAAUCAGGAAGGAGAAAGAAGAGGAACUGAUUGCAGAGAAGAGGCGAGUCAGCAUAUCAGCAGUUGAAAAAUGGAAUGAAAAGAAGGAAGAAUAUAUAAAAAAGAAGAAAGUAGAAAAAUUGCUAGAGAGGAAAAAGCAAGAAAUGCAACAGGCAAAGAAGGAAGAAAAAAAUGAAAAGGCUAUGGAGGAAUAUGAAAGAUGGCUGGAAAACAAAGAGAGGAGAGAGGAGCUUGAGAAGAAGCAAAAGAAGUUGCAGUCUGUCCAUGGGAAUGAAAUGAGUCCUCCCUGGAGGCCACCUGGCAAAGUCACAUAUUCAGGGAAUUACUGAGAAGUUUAUUGCCUUGUGGAAGAAAACAUAGUCCACAAAGUUCUGACAAUGACUAGUCGCUAUUUCAUUAACAGUUGAUUUUCACUGGAUCCAUUGUAGGUGUUACAUUCUUUCUUUUUAGUUUAUUUGAUCUCUACAGUUUAAAUAAAUCACUUGUCUCUUUCCA